AUGCCACCCAAGUCGAAGCUGCCGAAGCAGGCAGCCAGGGAUUCGAAACGCCGAACCAGGCUAUCACAGGCUUCUACUGAGGCUGCACCAGUGAAGGAUGCCACUGUGCGAGAUACUUCGGCACAGGCCGCCACCGUUCAGACCGCUGCGGCAGCAGGAUCUACUACAACGAUGCUACAAGUGCUGCAGACCCAAGGACCCGAAACGACUGCUACUGCGCAAACUGUCACGGUGUCAACUAGCACUAUGAUUGUACAAACACUUACCCAAGCUUGUGCGAGUUCUCUAGCUAAGCUGCGUCACAUGUUUGAAGACGACAACUACGAGGCGGCAUAUGUCGAGUUCGCAAAACCUUCGGACAAACAGAGUCUCGCCGAUUCAGAUGCCUCUCAAACGCAGCUGAAGAAGUUGCAGUACGAGACUCUUAAGAGGGAUGCAAUUAAGCGAGGUUACCUGAAGACAUUACGGUUCGCCAUUGUAGAGCAUUCGGCAGAUCCGAGCGAGCGAGUAGAGGAGUGGGCUUUAAGCUUCCAGUACAGCAAGACCGACUCCGGCAACGGCCCGUUUGUCUCUGAUAUGAGCCUGCAAGAGAACAUACAUGGCAAGAGCAUAUCGAUCAACCAGGCGAAGCGGAACUUGGGCCGCUUCAUUUCAGAUCUAGCACACGUCUGUACCGCAUGUCUACCAGAACUUCCGCCUCUUGUCAAAAUGUUUGUUGAGCUCGACUUCAACGAGACUAAACCUCCAGAGUACUGUCCUCCAGGAUUCAGCAAUUACGAGGCUGGCGCCACUCGUUUUGCGGAUUCAGAGGAGUGGGAAUGCCGGACAACGGCAGUAACCCGAAUGCACGCUGGACAUCACCAUGUCGAGCUCGGACUGACCUACUUAGCUCCGAAAACUGAGGAUGAACUUGAUGCUGUACCCAUGGGGAUGCCAUACACUAAGCAUAGGCCUUCUACAGAAGCCUCGGAAGCCGCACACGCGAAGACAGCAGCGCUCUCGUCCUCAGGAACUUCAUCUGCUCAACGGGUAGCAGCAGCGUUGCCAACUAAUGUUCAGCCACCAGAUACGGACAAGCAGGUGCCCAAACGAAGCGUUCCGGUCCGUAAUGAGAAGCCUCAAAGUCAGCAGUUUCCCAUCCAGAAAAGUUCAAGCAAGACUUUCGUCCCGGGGACUUCUUUUCCAGACGACAGUGUCAAGACGCUCGCCAUACCCUCGUCAUCCGACAUGGAGAUGAAGAAGAAGGUCACUAGCAUGCAUGGCUAUGAUGGUAAGGCACAGCUAGGCAAAGCCAUAGAUAAUGGCGUUAUUGAGAAUGUAGGGCGCAACAACACAGCAAUUCGUCUAGAGGCCACUGUGAAAGCAAAGACGACAAUCAACGAAAUCUAUUUCGACCCAACGCUUGGAAUCACAGCUCAUCUCGAAGGCUUGGACCCUAUGUUCGCGGACAUACCCACUCCAGGCACGCCUGUUCCGAAGACUCGCAAGCGACCUCACGAAGACUGCAACCACACUGACGGUCCUCAGAAGAAGACUUACAAUGGAAGCGUGGUGUCUCACGCUAUUCUAGGUGGUGACUUUGCUACGCCGAAGGCCAAGCGCUAA
Parastagonospora nodorum SN15 is the source of this 1605-nucleotide messenger RNA. RefSeq lists its product as hypothetical. Bases 1 to 1605 code for a protein of 534 amino acids. The transcript has 5 exons. NCBI's taxonomy places the organism in Eukaryota, Fungi, Ascomycota, Dothideomycetes, Pleosporales, Phaeosphaeriaceae. The record is from RefSeq and is a predicted model, not a curated record.